AAUGCAACUAUAGAAAAACAGGCCGAAGGAAACAGAAAUCAAGUAUUGAACUGAAGCUGGUUAGCUGAACUUUUCAAAGGUUUGACAGAGAGGGACACAAUUACACCACAGAGGAGAAAUGCGGAGACUUGCCUCGAAAACAGACUUUCUUCUCAACAAACACUGGUACCGUCUCUCACUUUUCUCAAAUCCAACAAUCUCCUCGUUUAAUCUUAUCCACAAACAACCAUACCAGAAAGGUGACGAACCCAUCAAUGAGAACUCCCUAUCUAACAAAACCGCAAACGGGUUUGGUGUCGUUUGUCUCAGAACUCAAAACAACGGCAUUGAAGAUGCUGACGGAAGCAAUAAAGCUGAUGAUUUUGCUAGAGAUGUCGAAAAGGUAUACAGAAUUCUUAGAAAUUUUCAUUCUAGGGUUCCAAAAUUAGAGCUUGCCUUGCAAGAAUCUGGCAUUGUAAUGCGUCCAGGUUUAACUGAACGGGUAUUAAAUCGCUGCGGUGAUGCAGGAAAUCUGGGAUAUCGGUUUUUUGUUUGGGCAUCAAAGCAGCCUAGCUAUAGGCAUAGUUAUGAGACUUAUAAAGCUAUGGUUAAGAUUUUUAGUAAAAUGAGACAAUUUGGUGCAGUUUGGGCCUUAUUAGAGGAAAUGAGGAAAGAUAACAGUGUGUUGAUAACUAGUGAAUUAUUUGUUGUUUUGAUGAGGAGGUUUGCUUCUGCUAGAUUAGUUGAGAAGGCAAUUGAAGUAUUAGAUGAGAUGCCCAAAUAUGGAUGUGAGCCGGACGAGUAUGUAUUUGGUUGUUUAUUGGAUGCAUUGUGUAAGAAUGGGACUGUUAAGCAGGCUGCUUCUCUUUUUGAAGAUAUGAAACUGAGGUUUAGGCCAAGCUUGAAACAUUUUACUUCUUUGUUGUAUGGUUGGUGUAGAGAAGGAAAGUUAAUGGAGGCUAAACAUGUAUUAGUACAAAUGCGGGAAGCUGGGUAUGAGCCGGAUAUUGUGGUGUAUAAUAAUCUUUUAAGUGGAUAUUCCAUGGCAAGGAAAAUGACAGAUGCUUUUGAUUUGUUGAAGGAGAUGAGGAGGAGGGGGUGCGAGCCUAAUGCAAAUUCUUAUACUAUUUUGAUUCAGGCACUUUGUGGGCAAGAGAAGACAGAUGAGGCUAUGCGAGUUUUUGUUGAGAUGGAGAGGAAUGGUUGUGAGGCAGAUGUUGUUACUUAUACUGCAUUGAUAAGUGGGUUUUGCAAGUGGGGUAAGAUUAAUAGGGGAUAUCAGAUUUUGGAUAACAUGAUAGAGAAAGGGCAUAUGCCUAAUCAGUUGACUUACUUGCAUGUAAUGUUGGCUCAUGAAAAAAAGGAAGAGUUGGAAGACUGUAUGGAAUUAAUGGGAAAGAUGCAAAAGGUUGGCUGUGUCCCUGAUCUCAGUAUAUACAAUGUGGUGAUUAGGUUGGCUUGCAAGCUGGGGGAGGUGAAUGAGGGUGUUCGAGUUUGGAAUGAAAUGGAAGCAAAUGGUUUUAGUCCAGGGCUUGACACUUUCGUUAUCAUGAUUCAUGGGUUUCUUAAGCAAGGAGGUUUAGUUGACGCUUGUUUGUAUUUCAAAGAAAUGACUGGGAGAGGCCUUGUAUCUGCUCCUCAAUAUGGUAUACUGAAGGAGUUGUUGAAUUCUCUGCUAAGAGGUCAGAAGCUUGAAAUGGCUAAAGAUGUUUGGAGUUGUAUUUUGACCAAAGGAUGUGAGCUUAAUACGGAUGCUUGGACAAUUUGGAUUCAUGCGCUGUUCUCCAAUGGGCAUGUGAAAGAGGCUUGUUCAUACUGUUUAGACAUGAUGGACGCAGAUGUAAUGCCAAAGCCAGAAACUUUUGCUAAGCUCAUGCGAGGUUUAAGGAAAUUGUAUAACAGACAGUUUGCAGCAGAGAUCACAGAGAAGGUGAGAAAGAUGGCUGCAGAUAGACAGACCAGUUUCAAAAUGUAUAAACGGCGAGGGGAGAGGGAUUUAAAAGAAAAGGUCAAGGCAAAGAAGGAUGGCAGAAAAAGGAGGACUCGUAGACGCCAGUGGGGUGGAGUCCGUAGUAGAGCUACCAUUUAGUUCUAAUAACGGGAUGUAAUCCAUCUAGUUUGUUUGGAUGAGAUUGGUUCCUGCAGGUGCAUGCGCAAGCGCCAAUCAGACAUGGAGUUGCUUCAUUUAUUAACUGAUAAUGUGAUUAGGUUAAUGAGUUCUUGAGGGUUCUUCCUUUUCUCCCAGGCUGUUAGAAGAAGUGAGACAUUUGGAUGCACUCCAUACAAGAUCAGUGAAAGACGUCAAGUGCACAUUUCAUCCCAAAUUUAUUGGACAGCUGCUUCCAAAACUCUGCAUAUUAAUUAAGCAAGUCGAUGUGAAAAAAUGUUAUGGCCGGUGAAGAACAUUACUACAAUUAAAAGGGGCACAUACAUGACACUUGUUUAUAAAUUGCAUCUCUUGGAUUGCGUAAUGCCUCAACGUCAUAGCUAUAAAUGAUCUCAGUGGAGCAUUUUGUGAUGCAAAAGCAAUAAUAUAGGUUCCUUAUUCUUUCUGUAUUCUGCCCUUUAUUCUUGUGAAUUUUGUGAUAUCUUUGCUGUCAUGGAACAACUUGAAUAUGUUUAAAGCUUACCUACAUUGACCAUCUGAUUUUAAAUUGCUGCAAAUAUACUGACUGAAUGAGACAUUUUUCUUUGUCUGACAAUGUAUGAUUAAAGUUGAAACGUAAAAAUUUACAUAUUAGAUGCUUAAUUUUGAAGAAAAUCUAACUGAAAUUUGAGAUGUAAAGGUACUGAAAUAAGUUUGCUUUAGCUUGAGUGCAGAGUAAACUUUUACAAGCAAAUGUAGCUAUGCCUAGUGUUAAGAUUUUGCCUAGUGUUAAGAUUUUUUUAAUGUCAUACUCAAGUAUUUAUGAAUCAGUUGCUCUGUAGAUACCUGAAAGUGUUUCAGCUAGAUGUUUUAUACAAAUUUAGUUUGUUCGAGUGAUCCAACUUACCAAAUUCUCUGGACAAUAGAAAGCAGUAGUUCUGCAGUUUUCAAGGAGUUCAUAGAUUAUAUUCAUUCUUUAUCUCAAAUUUGCACUUCAUUAGAUAUAGCAAUGGGAAACCAACUCUUAUGGCUUAAUUCAAUGUCACUAUUUGAGGAAUAAAAUGAUUUUUUUUUUUCUGUAGCAGAGUGAGGUGACCAUUAAAUUCCCCUUACUUUAUGAGCUUAAAGAUGAAAUUAGGCCUCAGUAUGAUCACACCCAUUUCACAAUUCUAGUGGAAAUUAGUUUGAUUGGAUAACAAGCCAUUCUGGUAAUGUGGUUUUUGGAUAGUUAUCGACUUGCUGAGUGAUUUAAGGUGCUUAAAAUUUUCAAAUCAAGCAGAUUCUAUCUUGGUACCACUUUUAGCCUACCAAGAGAUCCUAUGGUUUAGUGGUUUUUCACAUCAGAGAGAUUAAUGGGAUUACAAUAAUUGGAAGGGACUCCCUAGUAAAAGUCAUCAUGUUUGAGCGCUAAGUCUAGUGCCUUUUCAUUAAUACCCCUACUUUCCGGUCCUACUAUUUAAGUACUCACAUUUUCUCUAAUUCCCAUCACACACACCAAAUAGUUGCUUCUUUGAUGUACUGGUUCAGCUUCAGUGAUGGGGCAGACAUAUUAACCAUUUUGUUUGUUCAACUUCUUUGCCUGGAAGUUUGGUCCUGAGAUUGUUAUAUGUUUCUCAUUUUCUAGUAAAUUAGUAAAAUAAGCUGGUCUUUUUGCAAAAUGUAGUGCCUUCUCUUUGUUUUGAAAUGGAAAGGAAAGAAAAGGUAACAUACAGGUGUAUUAUCAUUGGUUUUUUUUUCUUUUAAAGAACUUUCUAGUACAAUCGAGUCGCUUUUGCGAGAUCUAUAGUUAAUUUUUCUCCCGGAAGUCAAAUGCAGGCUGCAACUGGUCACUAUAUUUUAAAGCUGAAACAUGAAGUCAAGGAUGUUACUGCAUUGCCAAAAGUUGAAAGCAACCAUUAUGAAUUCAUGACUGCCUUCCGUUGCUCAAACAAAAGGUAA
This is a messenger RNA of Jatropha curcas, 4003 nucleotides long. RefSeq names its product putative pentatricopeptide repeat-containing protein At5g65820. The record is from RefSeq and is a predicted model, not a curated record. Lineage: Eukaryota; Viridiplantae; Streptophyta; Magnoliopsida; Malpighiales; Euphorbiaceae. Gene Ontology annotation, molecular function: protein binding; mRNA binding.